AUGGCAGGUGAACUCAGUAACAAUCAAUUGCAAGCAGCAGGUGAACUUGAAAUCGAAAUGAUGCAAGAUCUCUACAAAAGAAUGACUACAGCUUGCCAUAAGAAAUGUGUUAUUCCACGAUAUAAAGACUCCGAAUUAUCAAAAGGUGAAUCCGUGUGUAUCGAUCGAUGCGUAGCGAAAUACAUGGAAGUUCAUGAUAGAAUUGGUAAACAAUUGACAUCAAUGACUUUACAACAACAACCGUCCUUACAAGCUCAACAAACAGUUGAUCCAUCACGUGCUGUUGGAUCAUAUCAAUAG
Adineta ricciae is the source of this 300-nucleotide messenger RNA. NCBI's taxonomy places the organism in Eukaryota, Metazoa, Rotifera, Eurotatoria, Adinetida, Adinetidae. The record is from the annotation of a GenBank genome assembly.